Messenger RNA from Hevea brasiliensis (rubber tree), 1267 nucleotides. RefSeq names its product uracil-DNA glycosylase, mitochondrial. NCBI's taxonomy places the organism in Eukaryota, Viridiplantae, Streptophyta, Magnoliopsida, Malpighiales, Euphorbiaceae. The transcript is spliced from 6 exons. Gene Ontology annotation, molecular function: uracil DNA N-glycosylase activity. Gene Ontology annotation, biological process: base-excision repair, AP site formation via deaminated base removal; base-excision repair. The record is from RefSeq and is a predicted model, not a curated record. Gene Ontology annotation, cellular component: nucleus; mitochondrion. The coding region runs from base 88 to 1032 and encodes 314 amino acids.
AGAAGUUGGCCGCCCAAUCAUCCACAUUUUUGGAAAGAUGGCAUAAGAAUUGGCAAAUUCCCUCCAAAACCCCUCUGAGAAGAAACCAUGGCUUCUAGCAAGACGCUAAGAGAUUUCUUACAACCCGCCAAGCGCAUAAAGCUAUCCUCUCCUUCCGAUCAUUCAAAACCCCUAAAUCUUCACUUUUCCACAACUGCCUCCAAGUCGAUUUCCGAUUCUUCUUCCUCCGACCUCACUACCCACCAGAGAUCUCGCAUUGAGUUCAACAAACUCCGUGCUAAGUCUAAGCGAAAUCUCAAUCUCUGUUCCCAAUUAGUUUCCAAGUCCAAAACUGAAGGUGUGGGCUUUGUGAAAUUGGAGGAGCUGUUGGUGGAGGAGACCUGGUUGGAAGCUCUUCCUGGGGAAUUGCAGAAGCCUUAUGCUAGAACUCUCUGCAAAUUUCUAGAGAAUGAGAUUUGUAAUGGCAGUGUACCCAUAUAUCCGCCUCAACACAUGAUUUUCAAUGCUUUUAAUUCCACCCCAUUUGAUAAAGUCAAGGCUGUUAUCAUUGGGCAGGAUCCUUAUCAUGGCCCCGGUCAAGCAAUGGGCCUUUCCUUCUCUGUUCCUGAGGGAGUCAAGGCUCCUUCAAGUCUUGUUAACAUAUUUAAGGAACUUGAGAAAGAUCUUGGCUGUUCAAUUCCAUCUCAUGGAAAUCUAGAACCUUGGGCCGUUCAGGGCGUUCUGUUGCUCAAUACUGUUCUUACAGUUAGGAGUCGUCAAGCAAACUCCCAUGCUAAAAAAGGAUGGGAACAAUUUACGGAUUCUGUUAUCAAAACAAUUUCACAGAAGAAGGAAGGGGUUGUUUUUCUCCUGUGGGGAAACUUUGCCCAAGAGAAAUCCAGGUUAAUUGACGGGACAAAACAUUACAUUCUGAAGGCAGCACAUCCUUCUGGUUUAUCUGCAAACAAAGGCUUCUUUGGUUGCAGGCAUUUUUCUCAGACGAACAAGCUUUUGGAGAAAAUGGGAAUUCCUCCAAUAGAUUGGCAACUUUGAUUUGACAAUUAGCUACUGAUCUUCAUGUCUUUUUGUUCAGGCACACAUUUUCUGGCCUCAGAUAGAUUUCUAUCUGGUUUUGUUAUAUUGCCAUAGACUGCAAACCAUGACCUCUAUUUUUGUGUACUUGCCUAUUGCUAAAGUCCCUUGGUUCUGCUGAUGCAAAGGCUCCAUUUAAGCGGAAGAAAAACUUUAAACUUUUCUAGUUUUGUCUAUUGAAUUUCCUAUUCUUCAA